AUGGUACCGAGUUACACUAUAUCGGUAUAUAACCAGGUCACGCAUCGCUUUGUUGGGGCUGAUCAUAUCAGUCUUGGCACGGAUACACCAGUGCGUAACAUCAGGGGAGCCUUGAGUGAUGGCUUCAAACCGACUGAGGCUCUCUUCAACACUGGUGUUCCGACGGGGGGGCGAGAUACCAUAAAAAAGAUCGUGGGCGCUAGAACAAUCGAGCGAGAUGUCUUUGGAUCCACAGUGUUACGUCUGCUCUUCAAGCUCAUACCUGAUCGCGUCGCUUUGGUCUUCCAUUUCCACGAAAGCUUGUCACGGCCACAGGUCACAGUUUCUAUGGGCAUUAAGAAGAUACGUACUGCCAAACCCAAUAACUUCGGGGCUGCUAUGACGAGUGGGCACGAAUUCCUUACAGGCGGUCCUUACGCACCGUAUCAUACGUCCCCAAGGUCAGAGCGAGGCAACCUACGCUUAUUUGACUUGACCUUCGCUUUGACCGAAAAAGCAGUCAUUGAACAGGAUUUGGCAUUUGCGUUCGCUCUAUCAACAGGUUGCUGUAGGUAUUCUUGUGUGUAA
Messenger RNA from Guyanagaster necrorhizus, 567 nucleotides. RefSeq lists its product as uncharacterized. The record is from RefSeq and is a predicted model, not a curated record. Bases 1 to 567 code for a protein of 188 amino acids. NCBI's taxonomy places the organism in Eukaryota, Fungi, Basidiomycota, Agaricomycetes, Agaricales, Physalacriaceae. The transcript is spliced from 3 exons.